CCUCCCCUCCCCACUCUUUCCGUACUUCCCGCCCGUCACCAUCACUGACACUGGCCAGUCCACCGCUGGGACCUUGGGAGUGGAAUGGACUGAACAAGGCGCAGAAUCGAGAGUUGAAAGAACAAAAAGGGGAAAACUUUCAAGGCAUUCUAGCCCAGGAGGAGAAAGCAGGCCUCUUUGCUAGACAUGCCGGUUGAUCCUGCUGAUCUGCUUGCUGCGUGUAAGAAGAAAGGCAGGACUUCAGAGCGGAGCUCUGAGAGUUUGGAUCAACUCCUCCAUAUGGUCCGAAAGAAGAAGAGGUCUCGGCGUUUGAGCUCUUUGUUUGAUAAGGAGAGCCCUCUCCGUGAAGACGGGAACGAGGAUGAAGUCCCUUCGAAGGGUUCUGAGGAUGUAGAGGCCCCAACUCCAAUGGAAUCCCUACUAGCUGCUAUAGAUGAACUCAGGUCUCAAUCCCCUCUACCGGCUACAAUGGGCGGGGACAAUCUGCUGACCCGUCAGCCUUCUGAAAUGGGAGAAACCAGUCAGUUACCAAGAGAUGAGUUGGAAGAUCGUUUUCAGAGAGAUCUCAAUCACGAUCGGGCCUAUUAUCAGCAGAUGGACCAGUUGCUUGGUAAAAUCUUGGAAGCUCAGGCUGCUGCCAAAGAAGAGAUGAGACUGUCGGAAGAGAACAUGAGGGCCUCAAUGGAGAGAAGGGAGGAGCUGGAGAUGGUUGUAAGGGCCCAGGGGAGUAAGAUUGCCGAGCUUUUUGCCUCAUUGAACAAGAAGGAUGCGGAAUUAGCUGAGGUUUGUAUUGCCUCUUGGGCAUUUAAGGAGCGCAUUUGGGAGCUCGAGGUAGAUCUCAAAGCCAAGGAUAAGAGACUGGAACGGGCUUCUGCUGAGGUGAGAAGGGAGGAGUUGGAGAUGGUUGUACGAGCCCAGAGGACUAAGAUUGCCGAGCUUUUCGCCUCAUUGAACAGGAAGGAUGCAGAAUUAGCCGAGGAUUGUAUUGCCUCUUGGGUAUCUAAGGAGCGCAUCUGGGAGCUCGAGGUAGAUCUCAAAGCCAAGGACUACAGGCUGGAACGGGCUUCUGCUGAGGUGAAGAAGCUCAGAGGAGACCUGGCUCGAGCGAAGAAGGAAGCUUCCAAGGAGAAGCUCCACGAUCUUGCUGCUGAGUCUGCCAAGGAAGCCUUCUCGGCUUGUGUGGAUCAGAUCAAGGAUCGGUACCCUGAGCUGGACCUGAGCUUCUGUGACCUUGAGGCUGCCUUGGAAGCUCGGGCAGCAGGGAAAAGGGUAAGUUAAUGGAAGCAGCUCCAGGGGAAUUUCUAACCCAGAACAGUUCCUUCUAGGCUCCAACGAUCAACGUGCAACUGAUUGAUUAUAUCCUUAAGGCCGGGUUUGGGUUAGAUCUUCCCCAGCAAGCUCGCGACUGUGGUUCCGUAUGUCUAGGUUGCAACAUUUUGCCCAUGUAAUGGGAACUAUUACUAACAUAUAGCCAACCCUUUUAGGUCUCGUAGCAUUUUACUAUAUAGUACACUGCUGCUCAUUUUGUGGUUGCUGAAAUCAUAUCAGGUGCAUUAGUAAAGAUCUUCAGUAAGCGGUCGCAGUCGACAUGUAAUUACUAGCUUUGAACUAUGAUGACUUGGCAUUUUGGGAGAGCAAAUGUCCAUGGACAAUCAAUCA
This is a messenger RNA of Punica granatum (pomegranate), 1659 nucleotides long. Lineage: Eukaryota; Viridiplantae; Streptophyta; Magnoliopsida; Myrtales; Lythraceae. The record is from RefSeq and is a predicted model, not a curated record.